AUGCACUCUGCAACUGGACUGGUGACAGAUUCUGCAUCCAGUGUUAUGGGAGGGAAGGGGGCCGCACGAAGCCGACUGGGGGCCGCAGCUGGUUUUGUGUUCACAUACUUUGAACCGGGCCCUCUUGGUGCCCCCCUUCACCACAGCAACCCUCGCCAUGGCAACUGCCCCCUCAAAGGAACAACCUGUGACCCGGUCCACAUUGUCCUCAGCUGCUCUUCAGACCCGGUCCACGUUGUCCUUAGCUCCUCCUCAGACCCGGUCCACGCUGUCCUUAGCUCCUCCUCAGACCCGGUCCACAUUGUCCUUAGCUCCUCUUCAGACCCGGUCCACGUUGUCCUUAGCUCCUCCUCAGACCCGGUCCACAUUGUCCUUAGCUCCUCUUCAGACCCGGUCCACGUGGUCCUCAGCUCCUCUUCAGACCCGGUCCACGUUGUCCUUAGCUCUUCUUCAGACCCGGUCCACGUUGUCCUCAGCUGCUCUUCAGACCUGGUCCACGUUCUCUUCUUCAGACCCGGUCCAUGUGGUCCUCAGCGCUUCUUCAGACCCGGUCCAUGUGGUCCUCAGCUCUUCUUCAGACCCGAUCCAUCUGGUCCUCAUCUCUCUUCAGACCCGAUCCAUGUGGUCCUCAUCUCCUCUUCAGACCCGGUCCAUGUGGUCCUCAGCUCUUCUUCAGACCCGGUCCAUGUGGUCCUCAGCUCUUCUUCAGACCCGGUCCAUCUGGUCCUCAUCUCCUCUUCAGACCCGGUCCAUGUGGUCCUCAUCUCCUCCUCAGACCCGGUCCACGUGGUCCUCAGCUCCUCUUUCAGCUCUGAGAGGAUUAGCUGCUUGUGUCUAGUGCCUCUGCUGACCUCUGACCAGCAGUGUCUCUGUCCAGGAGCUGAUCGGUGUCGCUCUGGUUCAUCAGUGAAGAUCGACAUCACAGGUGAGCCCUUCCCCCGCACCGCCUACAAGGAGAACGGGUACCAUGCAGCUGGAGCCACGGGACCACCCACAGUGGACGAGUCGGCCAACCUGCCCCCCUCUCCUCCCCCAUCCCCGUCGGCCGAGAGGGGCGGGGCCUCAGCACAAGCGGAGAAAACUGGGGUUUGCUUCUCUGCGGACAUAGACCUCCACUCUCCCCGAGAAGAAGCCUCCUCUGGUCUGACCCACACACAGGCAGAGGCCCCGCAGUUUCAGAAUGGUGGAAGUCAUCAAGAUCCUGAUGUACAACUGCAACUGGAAGAAGGUUGCAAGGUUGGAGAACAGGAAAAAGAGGACAUUAAAGAACCACAGUGCACAAACAAAAAUGAAAACAAAGAUCUUGUUGAUGACGCUAAAUGCCAGACAACAGAUAUCCCCCAAGAAAUUAAAGUUGCAGAGAACAUGGAAGAUAUCUUUGACCAACCAACUGUAGAAGAAACAGCACUAGAUGCCUCCAUACUCGACACAGACAGCGGAUGGAUGGACACUCAAGAUGAGGACAAAAGCAUUGUCUCUGAACAAAUUGAAGAACUUCCAAAAGUCGAAGGCACAAGCAGCCCUCGCCCGGUCGACAAAACUAGCAAACAUACCUCCAGCAAACGUACCUCUAGCAAAGUACGUGGUCCACCUUGCCACGCGGAGAGUCGAGCCAAUCGCAAAGCUGCUAGUCACGUUUCCAAAGAAGAAAUCAAGAAGAAUAAAGUUGGGAUAAGGAAAGCUGAACAGAAUAGGUUGUCGGUCCUCCGCUGUUACUCGCCAUCGCGAAAGAACGCAGGCAAAGCAGCGACCCGACAUCCGAGGCCCUCUGCUAGACGCAAGGCCCCAGGAAUGGAGAGCCACCAGCCCCUGAGUGUGGCACAUCAGUCAAGAGAAAGGACAACGAUUCAGAGAAAACCAAGCCCCACUCGUGCUGUCCUGCUGAAGAUGGCCGUGCAGAGGCGGGCGCAGGAGCAGGCUAGGGCAGGUCGCCCGUUCUCUGCGGGCUCCCUCCGCAGCGACCCUCGUCUGGAGGCGGGGUUAAACCAGGCUCGCCCCACCUCUGCCUGCUCCCCGAUAACUCGUGCUAACCAGCGGGGAGUUGAGGAGAGAACAUAUCGGAGUCCAGAGAAGCGGUCCUCCCUGCCCAGACCAGCCAAGUCUCUGACCAGGCACAUCCCGGCCUCAGAGCAGGACGACAGCACCCCCAGCAGGCCAACCUGCACCGAGUCCAGCCGCUCCCGCUCGGCCCGCAGUGGCACCUCCACCCCCACGGCGGUCACCCCGGGCACCCCGCCUAACUACUCGUGCCGCACCCCAGGCUCUCGGACCCCGGGCAGCCACACGCCCAAGUCCUUCAGCGUGCUCCAGGAGAAGAAGGUGGCCGUCAUACGCACCCCUCCCAAGUCCCCGUCCUCGGUCCAGCGGCAGCUCAAGGUCAUCAACCAGCCCCUGCCCGAUGUGAAGAACGUGCGCUCCAAGGUGGGCUCCACGGCCAACCUCAAGCACCAGCCCAAAGGAGGACAGGUGAUGAUCCCCAGUGUCAAACUGGACUUCAGCCACGUCCAGGCCAAAUGUGGCUCUCUGGACAAAGUCAACCACCUCGCUGGAGGAGGCAACAUUCAAAUCCAGACCAAGAAGAUCGACCUGAGCCACGUGACGUCCAAAUGUGGAUCCAUGUCCAACAUUCACCACAGACCAGGUGGAGGGCAGGUGAAGAUCGACAGUGUGAAGCUGGACUUUAAAGACAAGGCCCAGCCCAAAGUGGGUUCUUUGGACAAUGCCACCCACACUCCUGGAGGAGGCAACAUCAUGAUUGAGAGCCACAAGCUGAUGUUCCGGGAGACGGCCAAAGCUCGCGUGGACCACGGGGCCGAGAUCAUCAGUCUGGAAACAGAAAGUACCUCGCCUCGCCUCUCCACCGGAAGCAUCAACAUGGAGUCCCCCCAGCUGUCCACCCUGGCCCAGGACGUGACCGCGGCCCUGGCCAAACAGGGCUUAUGA
This is a messenger RNA of Knipowitschia caucasica, 2943 nucleotides long. The record is from the annotation of a GenBank genome assembly. NCBI's taxonomy places the organism in Eukaryota, Metazoa, Chordata, Actinopteri, Gobiiformes, Gobiidae.